CAGAAUAUUUAAAGGAUAUGGUCAGAUUUGUACAGAAUUCACAGACGAAACGUGUCCCUGUUAGUCACGCACAAUGUUUGAUUUCAAGACAUCUGUUUUCGCAGUGGCCGUAUUACUGUUUUGUGCUUCCCUGUCGUCUGUAACUGCCACGCAGCAAGUGAAGGCAAGGGUGAGACAGCUGACAUCUAUGGCGUGUAACAUAGGAGAGCACGAUAUAAACGGUGCAUCAUGGGAUUUUGACCCUAAGAACGGCCAUUCGAAAUUGAUCUUCAUGGGCGACUACAGACUUGGCAACUACCGUUAUAAUAUAAACACCAGAACCGGGGGUUACACUUUGCAGAUCUAUGGGGUCCUGCCGACUGACGAAGGUACAUUUACCUGCCAGUACGAACACGAAGGCACGUUGAAAGAGGCAGCGUCAUAUGACCUCACUGUGGAGACGUCAUGAACAGUGUACAUUGCAUAAUACAUUGAAAUCAUAUUUCCCUUUCUUCAUUUACAAUAUAGGAUGUGUACUACCAAAUCGAAUCGCACAAACGACAGUUGUAACAUAUGUGGCUAAAACUGAUAUACAUGUUCAUCAUAAGCUGCGUCCAUACUUACAAUUUAAACUAGUUUUAGCUAAACUGGUAUUACUAAACCAGUCUAAAAUGUAAGUUUGAACGCGAUCUUUUCACUAUUGUAUUGGUAUAGCUAAAACACUUUAAAGAUAAGUGUGUACGCAAACUGUUUUGGUCAGACUGGUAUAAGGCGGAAGUGACAGUGAUGCCACCGUCAAAAUAAGCAGUAAGUGGGUUAGUUCAGGCUUAACAAGACUCGUAGUGUAUUGCUGUUUUGAGCAAGAGCUGAUAACUACACUUACGCCUUAUACCGGUUUAGCUGUUGCACGUGUGAACGUUUGAAAUUGCCAACCAAAUAUGUUUUAGCUAAACCAGUAUAGUUAAACCAGUGUAAGUGCGAACUCAGCUAUACACAGCUAUAUGUAAACACUUUCACCCCUCACAGUUAGUCCGAAAAAAACCCCACUCCAAAAUAACAAAAAUAAAACCAACAAAUUUAAAUGUUCCAAUUUCAAGUUCAUUUACAGCUAAUCAGCAUACAAAAUAAACACAUGUCAAUAUACACUAUAUCCAGCAUAAUGGUGGGGCGUGACAUUUACAUAAUUUGGACCGUGAUAAAAGCACAAUGCAAUAUGGCUAUGUAAUCUAAAACUAGAUUAAAUCAAGUUAUUUCUUGAAUUAGACUUAUCAGGAAUCGUCAGUAGAAAUGUUUCGCAAGCACGCCGUUACGGUGAUGAAUUGUGAUGUCACAGAAUCUUUGGUGACGCCAAUUUACUGCCAGCUCUUUGUGCUUAGAAAGGCCUGCUACAAGUGAUGCAUUUCUUGGCUAAUAUAUAAUUUAAAUAAUAAGACUAAUACAUAAAUAAAUAAAACUUAUGAGAACACCGCCAUCUUUAAGUCACUAACCUUACUGAACUAGCUAAACGAUUAGUACGGUUACGGAAUAAUAUUGUACUGAAUUUAAAAAACAAACAAAAAUAACUGUGUGUUUUUUUCUUCUUCGUCACCGCUGCUUAAGUAUUGUAAAUGUAAACGUUUAGAUACACCAGUAUAAGACAACGUAAAUCCGGCCCAUUAUGAUUAGCUAUUGUUAUUGUUAACAGUUAUUGUUAUCAGUAAUGGUGCUGUUGCGAAACCUACACCAUGUCAACCCUUGUUCCACAAACAAAGAGUAACAUAAAAUGGAAUCCCGCACACGUAUGAAGCCCAAUAGAUGUGUGUACAUGGAGACUAGUUCCAAUUAAAUUACAGGAAUUAAUUGGCCAAACAAAACUGUAUUUUAUGACCCCCUCCCCCCCCCCCCCCCCCCCUAAAAAAAAUGAAAAAGAAGAAGAAUGAAAGCACCCUCAAAAACAAAACUUGCAUAUCUUUCAUGGAUGGCAGGGUUGGAAGUUUGAUGCACCCAAGUAACUAGACAAACUCCACGAAUCAUAUACAUUAUAUCAUGCAUUGCAUUCAUUAUAUCACUCCGACGCCAUAUAACCGUAAAUAAAAAAAAUAUGUGAGUGCGUCAUUAAAUAAAACAUUUCCUUCCUUCCUUGCAUUGUAAUAAUAUUUCUGUUUCAUCAUCUGUAAGCAAUAUAGGGUUGACGAAUCGAAUAAAUUGUUGUAAUACAUUGCAAUCAUAUUUCUGUUCCAUCAUCUGUAAGCAAUAUAGGGUCGACGAAUCGAGUAAAUUGUUGUAAUGCAUUGCAAUCAUCUUUCUGUUUAAUCAUCUGUAAGCAAUAUGGGGUUGACGAAUCGGGUACAUUUUGGUAAUAUAUUGCGAUCAUCUUUCACAACAAUUAUCCAAAACUCGUUCUAGGUCAGUAUAGAAUUGCCUACAUAGAUGUUUUAAAUAAAUGCAAAGUUCAAAAAUUGUCUAGGUUAGUAUAUAUAGAAUAUCCUACAUACGUUUUUGGAAUGCAUUAAAAGGUCCUCGUGAUCCUUAAGCCUCCCACAAUACGACCUAUUGCCUUUAGAACAAACGAGUCAAGAGAUUAGCAUGGAAGAGUGCGUCCUGGUGAUAUUGGGCUAGUGGCCAAAUUACGAAUUUCUAUAGCUGUAGUCACAAACAGGCAGACCCAGAAUUUUGCGUAAUUCGGUCUACAUAAUGUACAGACUGAAAUGUUGGUACCAAAUAGGAGCGAGGAAAAGAAGUGACAUAUUUAGACGGGUGCAAUUAACUACGAAAAACCGCACCAACCCCAUACAUUCCUGACUGAAAAUAGCAAACAAUCAAUCAUUAAGUGUAGAAACCAAGAUGUAUUUUACUUGGGUGCAAUUAACUACGAAAAACCGCACCAACCCCAUACAUUCCUGACUGAAAAUAGCAAACAAUCAAUCAUUAAGUGUAGAAAUCAAGAUGUAUUUUACUUAAUUAGAAAAUAAAGAUGGUGAAACAAAUGA
Messenger RNA from Gigantopelta aegis, 2948 nucleotides. RefSeq lists its product as uncharacterized. Lineage: Eukaryota; Metazoa; Mollusca; Gastropoda; Neomphalida; Peltospiridae. The record is from RefSeq and is a predicted model, not a curated record. The coding region runs from base 74 to 448 and encodes 124 amino acids. The transcript has 3 exons.